CCCCUUUUCGAGCGGCGCGCAAAGAUAUUGUACUUACAUAUGCAGCCCUGCGCGGCUCGCGAAUGCCUCCCAGCGUGGCGCAAAUCGACGAGCAGCGUCCGCCCGGUUGAAUAUACGCGUACGCCUAAAUGUAUGCAUAAGCAAGUAUAUUUGCGUAAAUAAGUAUAUUUUCAUAACUAUAUAUAUAUGAAUAAAUAAGCGUAUUUGCAUGACUAUGUUUACGUGCGCGUCUUAGCUGUUCCCCGCCGCGAGCGCAUAUGCGAGAUUCACAAGCGAAUUCACAAAUAUAAUAUAGCCAACCCGAACGCUGUCGCGCAGUUUGGACGAAGUGCUCACCCGGUUUGGGGCCCACGUUUGCCGCUAGCGAUUAACCAAGGGGAGACCGCCAAGAGGAAGCAAAACUGGACGGAGCGAAACGGAGCAGUUAUGACAAAAGCGUGACAAGCAUAAUCCAUACGUAGCGAACCGAAGUGCACAAAGCAGAGCAUACCACUCAUACGCUGCAACCCACAAAUAGAGGCCACCCCCCCAGCACACUGCAUGAAAGAAUUAGUGGGAAGAUCGCGAAAUGAAAGAAAGCUCGACGGAAUCUACAACAAGCAAAGGGACGCACUCCUGCACCAGUACAAAAAUGAAAGAGAAAGAAACAAGGACAUAUAUGCCAAUUUGAACAAAAGGAAGGCCAAUGAGACUAUUCCCUUUCCAGAAAUAUACGAGAAAAAAAGAAAAGCGGACAAACCCAAGGUGGUGGACUCCUCCAAAGAGGGCACCCAAAAAGGAGAAAGCAGCGUGAAAGGGGAAGAACAACCCAACCGAGUGGACGACUCAAAUGCAAAAAACAAACGAAGUAAUAGCAGCAUUACCCUCUUUAAGGGAAUCCAUAUGAUUAUAUAUAGACACAUAUUUUCAAAAAGCAAAUUCGUCAAAAGUGUAACCCUUUUUAUAAACCUCUGCAUUAACUAUCUUAAUAAUCAAAAUAAAAAUGUUUUUUUUUUUGCCUUUGAUAAAAUAGUGAGAGUUUUCCUUCGAAAUUACAUCCACGAUGAUGAAGGGCAGACAGCAUCACACAGCAUCUACACCGUUUAUAGUGAAGACGAGCUGCAUAUAAAAUGCAUGGUCUCUCUGUUUGAUAAGGUUAUUAACAGAAUUAUAGACAAUCGCUUCCGCAUAAGUGCGAAUGCUUGCCAGUCGGAGGAGGCCGCAAAUGAUGAUGGCCACUCGGUCAAUACGGAUGGAGCGACGAACGAGGCCCCCGAUGGUGGCGAAGGUAGUGGCGCGUCGCAGCAUAAUGCAGAGGAGGAUACCCCCAAGCAACGGAGCAGCCAAGCAGCGGAUCAGCCAAACACCGUAGUUCUCACCAAACAGGAGAGAAAAUAUCUGAAGGCCCUCAAAAUCAGGGUGUACUAUCUAAUAAUUUUGUACAAGCUUAAUGAUAAUUUUAUUUUCAAUAAGUUGAUUAGCAUUUAUAGGCAGAUCUUGGAGGAGCUGCUGCGGGAGUAUGAGCAGUUUGAGGAGGCCGUCUCUCAGGAGCGGAGGAGGCCCGCGCGGGGCACGACAGGUGGUGCGAAUGUCACCUCCACCGCUGAUCCAGCCGAUGCCGCUGACCCCGCCAAUCCCGCCGCUCCCGCCGCUACCAUGGACGACCUCGCGGAGGAUGAGGACUUCCUGCACCUCCAGGAGAAGUGGACCCUGCCGAGCGACUACGAACUGUUUAAGAUCAAGCGCAGCGCCUUCGUCAAGUGUAUGUCCAAAGUGUUUCACUUCAUCCACGUCAAAUGGGCCAGCACCCUGGUGGAGAGCCUGCUGCUCGACGUGUAUUUUAAAAAACACAUAUUUGAUACCUGCGAUGAAAUACUCAUUGAGAAGCUCCAGUCCGCAGCCAAAGGAAACAUGAACAAGAGAAAAACUCCCACUCACUCUCCCCAUGUUUUAUCCAUAGGAGAAUCCCUAAAUCCGGUGGUGGACGCCCGGGCGGAGAAAAUCGUGUCUCUCCAUGGUUCGCACGUUUGGUCUACGAAGCAGAUGGAGCGGUAG
Molecule: messenger RNA, 2034 nt
Organism: Plasmodium vivax (malaria parasite P. vivax)
Lineage: Eukaryota; Apicomplexa; Aconoidasida; Haemosporida; Plasmodiidae
Exons: 2
Coding region: 541-2034 (497 amino acids)
Source: RefSeq, a predicted model, not a curated record